This is a messenger RNA of Symphalangus syndactylus (siamang), 1339 nucleotides long. RefSeq lists its product as uncharacterized. The record is from RefSeq and is a predicted model, not a curated record. Lineage: Eukaryota; Metazoa; Chordata; Mammalia; Primates; Hylobatidae.
AUGGACGUGGAUCCAGAUAAGACAUCAGCUCGUUCCCUAAAGGUCGUGCUAAAGGAAAUUCCCGGGGCUGUGGAAGAGACCAUAGACUCAACAGGAGGUGGAGUCGCGGGUAGCGCGCCGGUCUACAUCGUUACUUGGCGGAAAGUUCCCAUGAGUCUUUGCCAGCGUCCCCCUCCUUUUCUGGGGGCAAGAGCAAAUAAAGAGCUCGAGCUUCUGUGGUCUCUGGGGAGAUGUUCCCGGGAAGCCUGGCUAGAGGGCGGAGGGCAGCUGUUGAGAUGGCGUGGCUCCCCGGCUCCUGGGCCCGCGUGGCUUUCGCGGCGGGCGCUGCGGCCCUGUGUUGGAUAUCCUGGCAGGGCAGCGCGGGGCCGAAUCCGGCUGCCGUGGCUGAGGCUCGUGGAUCACUCUUUUGUGGUAGGGCCAAAUCUGCCAGAGCCUGGAGCCUGCGAAGGCCGGGACCCGGUUCCCCGGCCCGCCGUGGGGAGUUUGCAAACCCGAGAGAACUGGAUUGCGUACCCACUGCAGAGUGCUGAAGACGGGGUAGCCACGAGGUUGCAAAUUCGUGAAGAAUCAGCAGCAUGUUUGGCAGCUGAGUAUUGGAGCCAGGAGCCUGCCAUGAGGUUUUGAGAACAACAGAGUGCCGUUUUAGAGCUGGCAGCAGCAUCUCAGCCCAAGAGAAGGUUAUAUUCCCAGAGGAUGUCAGUCCCAAGGACAAGUAGCUGCCAUCAGUUUGGAUUCUGAAAACUAACCAGCGUCAACAUUGGGUGUAGAAACAUGCUUGCCUUGUGUAUCAGAGGACAUGCUCAGCAGAUCCAAGAUAUAUUUGGCAACUUUUUCUAGAAAAGGCACAUUGGGUAUCAUUCAUUACAUUCUUGAGUUUUUUUGGGGUUUUUUUUUUUUUUUUUUUUUUUUUUCUGAGACAGUCUUGCUGUAUUCCCCAGGCUGGAGUGUGGUGGCACAAUCACAGCUCAUUGCAGCCUCAAUCACCCAGGCCUAAGCAAUCCUCCCGCCUUGUAGCUGGGACUACAGCUCACAGCACACCUGGCUAAAAUUUUUUGUUGUUGUUGAGACGGAUUCACUAUGUUGCCCAGGCUGGUCUCAAGCCCCUGGGCUCAGAUGGUCCUCCUGCCUCAGCUUCCAAAGGCACAGGCCAAGUUGUAGCUUUGUCCCUUGCCAUCCUGCCCAACAAGAGGUUCUGUACCUUUUAAUGAAUUGACUUUCAUAAAUUGGUUAUGUUGGUGGGCAAGUUCUUUAAGCUGGAAAUUGUAAAUUCCUCCUGAAAUGUUUUUUCAUGCAGUUACCAUGAACUAAUACUACAAUAAAGGAUGGUCUUGGGUGUCAA